CUUCGCUUUCGCCGAGAGCGCGACUCCUGCUCUGCCUCCGCCUACGCCUCCUCCUCCGCUUCCCUUCUCCACCCCACCGCGUGGCCAGCCCACAGACCGCGAGGGGAAGAGGGGAGGGAAACCACGUCGGUGCGCCGCCGAAUCGGUCCGCUUAGGCGGCUUCUAUUGGGCUCUUCCACGAAGAAAAUGAAGUUCCUAACACGGAUAUUAAUGUUUGGUAGAUUAUACUGAGAAUCAGCUUUAUUCUCAACUGCCAUUGGUAGCCACUUAAAAGGAUGGUGAAGCAUAUAUGAUUGUCCAUGAUGAACAUGUGUGUUCCCUUUUCUGAUUAGUACUAAGCUGGAAAUAAAUAAAUCCAAGUUAUUCAUGGAGCAUGCUACCUGUGAUGAUGUGCGUGAACAUGCUAUAACUGUAUCACAUGGAGAAACUGCAUCAACAUCAACCAGUCAUCAAGAUUUGCACAGUGAUUCAGAUGAUCUACAUCUGGAUGAUAGGCCUUCAACAAGCACACAAACCCCAUCACCGCAGUCUUCAGCAUCAACUUCGCCCACUGCAUAUGACUCCAGAAAUUUAUCCUUUCCUAGAAGAGAUAGUAUAUAUGGCCAUGGAAGAAGUAUUUGGAACUCUGGUUUGUGGAUUUCGUUUGAACUGGUCAUAUAUUUAGCGCAGAUUGUAGCGGCUAUUGUCGUCCUUGUCUUUUCAAGAGACGAACAUCCUCAUGCCCCUUUAUUUGCGUGGAUAAUUGGUUAUACAAUUGGCUGCAUUUCAAGUCUUCCUCUUAUUUAUUGGCGCUGUGUCCAUCGAAACAGACCUUCGGAACAAGAACCUGACCAACCACCCACAGCCUAUCCUAAUUUGACUUCCUCUCAAUCAUCAGAAGGACGCAAUCAGCGUAGCAAUGGUACUGUUCUGCAUUUUGGAUGUAUCAUAAUUUCAUGUCCAAGGCCUAGUAUAUUGGCUUAUCAUUUCAAGACAGCUGUAGAUUGUUUCUUUGCUGUGUGGUUUGUUGUUGGCAAUGUGUGGAUUUUUGGUGGGCACAACACUUCGACAGAUGCUCAGGAAGCUCCCAAUAUGUAUAGGCUAUGUUUAGCAUUCCUUGCACUUAGUUGUGUUGGGUAUGCGAUUCCCUUCAUCAUGUGUGCAGCCAUAUGCUGCUGCUUUCCAUGCUUGAUUUCUCUUCUGCGUCUUCAAGAUGAUUUGGGUCAUACUAGAGGAGCUACUCAAGAACUAAUUGAUGCACUGCCAACGUAUAAAUUCAAACCAAAACGAAGCAAAAUGUGGGUUGACCAUGCUUCAAGCUCAGAGAAUCCUAGCGAGGGUGGCAUCCUGGGUCCAGGAACUAAGAAGGAAAGGAUUGUUUCAGCUGAAGAUGCUGUGUGUUGCAUAUGUCUUACCAAGUAUGGAGAUGACGAUGAGCUCCGUGAGCUUCCGUGCACCCACUUCUUUCAUGUGCAAUGUGUCGAUAAAUGGCUCAAGAUAAAUGCAGUAUGCCCACUGUGCAAGACAGAGAUUGGGGGUGUGGUUCGCUCGUUUUUUGGUUUGCCCUUUGGCCGCCGACGUGUUGAUAGGAUGGCAGGAAGAAGUGUAGCUAGCUCAAGAUUUACUGUGUAGAACACGACUUUUUCUCUAGCAUGCUUGCUUUGUUUCUUCUGUUCAUAUACACAAAAAAAACGUGCUCAUGGGAUUGUGGUUUGUUGGUUCGCAAGGAAAUCGAUAAUCUGCUUUUGUCACCCUUAACUCUACCAAAGUGGUGACAGAAAGUGGACACCUGAUGCUUGCAAUGACAAGUUUCUGUAGUAUUGUAGAAAUGAAAAGUAUAUUCUGAUGUAACAUUUGAUAUCAAGGUUGUAAAUAAAUAGCACAAAGUUCACUUUGGAGCUGUAUGGGAAAGGAUAUCAUGACUAGUUAACUUUGUGGCCCAUUCUA
Messenger RNA from Oryza brachyantha (malo sina), 1926 nucleotides. Its product is annotated as E3 ubiquitin-protein ligase At1g63170-like. The record is from RefSeq and is a predicted model, not a curated record. Bases 367 to 1611 code for a protein of 414 amino acids. NCBI's taxonomy places the organism in Eukaryota, Viridiplantae, Streptophyta, Magnoliopsida, Poales, Poaceae. Gene Ontology annotation, molecular function: zinc ion binding. The transcript is spliced from 5 exons.